AUUCAAAGUAGUUACGCUAGAUCAACAGCCGCAUCAUCACACAAUGUACUAACUAUCAGCACGUAUGCUGUUGAGAUGUGCUUCUCUUCUAGCAGUAACGAUAUGGAAUGCAGCCAAGUCUGCUGACCCCUCAGCAUCCACUGAAGCCCUAGAGCACAGGCAUUGCUAUGCGAGAAUCGGACCUCAGCUUCCUCGAACGCGGAACGCUAUGCAAGUCCAGUCCGAAGCUGAACACUGCACGUCGCAACGAACCAUUGACUCGUAAUACCAAGCUCCUGCGACUUGAACACCUCAGCUGUCCACCCGCCAUUAUGAUCCCCAAAAUGGCAACGUGCGAGACCGCCGAAAAUAAAUACAUCACUAUAGACUCCACCAAAUUUGCCCACUGCCGCUUUGGGACACGUACCGGCGUCCCUCUUUGUCUUCACAUACAAUUCCGCGGCGCAAGGGACCAUUGGGACCCUACCUUCAUCAACCCGCUCGCUGCCACUCGGCCCAUCCUCCUCCUGGACAACUCGGGCGUCGGACGUUCAGAAGGUGCAAUCCCAAGACCAUUACCGGCUGGGCACAGAUCGUCCUUGACUUAUUGAAACACACUGAAUCUUUCGCGGGUCGACGUCCUAGGCUUCAGCAUGGGCGGCUGCGCUGCACAGAUAAUUGCGCUGAACGCGCCCAAGAAACUAGUGCGGCGGCAGGUACUCGCGGGAUAAUGCCCGGCGUGUACGAGGGCACGAUUGCAAAUGGUCCUGAUGAUCUGUUACUGCCGACAAAA
Paraphaeosphaeria sporulosa is the source of this 772-nucleotide messenger RNA. RefSeq lists its product as uncharacterized. The coding region runs from base 168 to 590 and encodes 140 amino acids. The transcript is spliced from 2 exons. The record is from RefSeq and is a predicted model, not a curated record. Lineage: Eukaryota; Fungi; Ascomycota; Dothideomycetes; Pleosporales; Didymosphaeriaceae.